Molecule: messenger RNA, 2190 nt
Organism: Kwoniella shivajii
Lineage: Eukaryota; Fungi; Basidiomycota; Tremellomycetes; Tremellales; Cryptococcaceae
Exons: 8
Coding region: 1-2190 (729 amino acids)
Biological process (GO): intracellular signal transduction; peptidyl-serine phosphorylation
Cellular component (GO): spindle pole body
Molecular function (GO): protein serine/threonine kinase activity; ATP binding
Source: RefSeq, a predicted model, not a curated record
AUGUUUUCACGCGUUUUGAAAUCAACAAACCAACAACAAGCCCCUCCUUCACCUUCAUCCAACACCAUCACCAAUAAUACCACCACACCUUCUACACCUAAUUCCAAAUCAACUUCCAGAUCCUCUCAUAUCAAAUCACAAUCUACCACAGCAGCUCAAUCGUCACCUUCCAAAAUUCCAGUCGCCUCCAAUCCAUCUUCAAGAUCAACGUUCGUUGCCAGUGGUAGCAAGGAGAACGUUCCUGCUCCAACUUCAAAUGGUAAUAAUGGUCAAAAUCCACCUCCAGAGAAAGAAAGAUCAAAUUACCUCUCUUUCCUCUUCUCUCAAUCUCAACAAGGUGCACCCACUACUCCUGUUAAAGUGAACAAAACUGCUCCUGCUCCUAUUGCUCCCCAUCCAGGUCAAGCAUAUCACACCACUCACGGAAACGGUAUCGGUCAAGCGGUCCAAGCGAAUUCGACUAGAGAUGCCCAGUCUCAUGGACAUGAUCAUAGACAAUAUAUCCCUGAGUCAGAUGACAUUCAUAUGCAAACAAUGAAAAACACGAUCAAUCCUGCUAUGUUGAAACAACUUGCUUCAGCCCCAACCGCACCAAUCGCUCAACAUCAACAUCAAAUUGCACAACCUCACAGAGGUGUUCAGGGACAAGCACCUACCAAUCCUUACGCGAUUCAAAGGGGUGCAUAUAACGAAGAUGUUUACAUGAAGACUCAAAGACCUGAAACGAAGCAUGAAAAAGAACGAGGUCUUCAACUAUGGGAAAGGGAGUUGGUCGAAUCAGCUGAAAUGAAAAGGAAAGCUACUGUAGCUCAAAUCUACUUUUUGGAUUACUAUUUCGAUUUGCUCGGAUACAUCGCUAACAGGAAGAAGCGUCUUGAGAACUUUAAAGUCGAUACCACUCAACGAGGUGUAUCUGGACCUGAAUUGCAAAAAGAAGUCUCAUCUUACAACGGUCGAGAGAGAGUCUUAUUACGAAAGAGAAGGACAAAGCUUAGAGUUGAUCAAUUCCGAAUCAUCGCUCAAGUUGGUCAAGGUGGAUACGGUUCGGUCUACCUUGCUAGAAAAGCGGACACGAACGAAGUUUGCGCUCUGAAGAAGAUGCGAAAAGGUACUUUGGCUAAAAUGGAUGAAGUCAAGCAUGUCCUGGUAGAAAGAGAUAUCUUGACUGCUGUGAAGACUCCUUGGUUGGUCAGAUUGUUAUAUGCCUUCCAAGACACAGAGCAUGUCUAUCUAGCAAUGGAAUAUGUACCAGGUGGUGAUUUCCGAACUUUAUUGAACAACUCUGGUGUGCUCAAAGAAGAACACGCAAGAUUCUACGCAGCAGAGAUGUUCAUGGGUGUGAACGAACUACAUAAGUUAGGUUAUAUCCAUCGAGACUUGAAACCUGAGAACUUCUUAGUAGACGGUACAGGUCAUGUCAAACUCACCGAUUUCGGUCUUGCUACUGGUUCCUUGAACCCCGCGAAAAUCGAUCAGAUGAAGCAAAAGCUCGACCAAGUCAAAGAUGAGGAACUUGUCUUCCGAUCUACUCUUGAACGAAGGACAAUUUACAGAAGUAUCCGAAUGGCGGAACCUCGAUAUGCCGACUCUGUAGUCGGUUCUCCUGAUUAUAUGCCACCUGAGGUUCUCCGGGGAAAGACAUACACUUAUUCUGCCGAUUACUGGUCUCUUGGUUGUAUCUUGUUUGAAUUCUUAUGUGGAUUCCCACCCUUUUCCGGAUCCACCCCAGAAGAAACCUGGGCGAACCUCAAAAACUGGACAAGAGUCUUGAGAAGACCAGUAUAUGAUCGACCUGAAGAUUUGAUAUUUAACCUUACGGAUGUAGCUUGGGACGCAGUCACAAGAUUAAUCGCCAAUCCAAAAGAUCGAAUUACGACUCUUGAUGAAGUUCAAUCGUUACCAUUCUUCUCUUCAUUACCAUUCAAAUCCCUGAGACAAAUAGACGCUCCAUUUGUUCCUGUGUUAGAUGGCGAGACGGAUGUAGGAUACUUUGAUUCUUUCUCAAGUCCUGAAGAUAUGGCUAAAUACGCCGAAGUCUUCAAGAAACAAAGAGAUGUGGAAGCUGUUGAAGAAAAGGGUAUCGGCAAUAGAAAUAACUGGGUCGGUUUCACUUUUGGUAGAAACGCUAAUAUCGCUCCUGCUCCUCGAGGAAUCAAGCCUGAAGGAGAAGCUCUACAAACUAUUUUCUAG